UGUACCAAUGAACUUGGAGCUCCAGUUGGCCAUGGAAGACGGUGAGGAGAUUGUUUUUCUGGAUGAAGUGGUGGAGUGCGAAGGUUUGAUAGAGGAGGAGACGCGACCGGAAACUCCAAAAACUCCUACACUCAGAACCCCGCGCAGAGGAUUGAAGAGAAAGAGAGAGGAGGAGCAGAUCGACGUCCAAAAUAAAUUUUUGGAAAUUGCCAAAACGCAAGCCGAUGCAACGAAAAUGCUGUCAGAAAGUUUCGCCAGACUGGUGGACCUACCAUUCCAGCUGGCGGGGGAACUCCGCGGAUACGGAGAGGGGUUGAAAGCCUGUGCUGAUGCCAUAAACAAUUUGGCCAGGGCACUCGGUCCACAAUAAUUUUUUUGAAAAAAAUUAGGUUAAGAAAAACUAAAAGUAGAUUAAGAAUUAGGUUAUGAAAGUGAAUUGG
Messenger RNA from Rhagoletis zephyria (snowberry fruit fly), 440 nucleotides. RefSeq lists its product as uncharacterized. Lineage: Eukaryota; Metazoa; Arthropoda; Insecta; Diptera; Tephritidae. The record is from RefSeq and is a predicted model, not a curated record.